UGUUUUGCUUUGGGCGGGCUAGGAGAAGUUCGCGGUGUGGUUCGUGGUGUUGAAAUCAGCACAACCUACCAUUAGAAAAAUAAUCGUGAGUGGAACUGGUUGAACAAGAGAUGAAGGCAACUGUCAGUCUGAGACGGGAACAUAUUCAUGAAGACAGUUAACUGAACAAAGUCAACAAAGGACGUAUUUGUCAGCUGUCCGAAUCUGACUUUGGAUUUAGUCGCUGUUCUCAUUUCUAAACGGAAACCACAGCUACUGUACUGUGUACUAGCUUCUGCAUAACAAGAUCGCGCUCCUAACUUGCUUUGCUAGCUAAUUCUCUAGGACACAUUUCAUCAUUUAAAAUACAAAACUGAAUGUUGUUUCUGUCAUGAGUCCGGCCGGGUGCUCACAUGUGAACGCUUAUAAGGUGGACAAUUGGAGGCCAAACCUACGAGUCAUAUACCAAUGCUUUGUUUGGAGCGGGAGUGCUGAAACCAGGAGACGAAAGGUGCUACAGAAUGAUGCGGGAUGGACGGCAUUGGCCAAGUCGUGUAUCUGUCACAUGUGUGGCGCCCAUCUGAACCGGCUCCAUUCCUGCCUGUACUGCGUGUUCUUCGGCUGCUUCACCAAGAAACACAUCCACGAGCACGCCAAAAACAAGCGGCACAACCUGGCUAUAGACUUAUUAUAUGGUGGAAUAUAUUGUUUUGUGUGUCAAGACUAUAUAUACGACAAAGACAUGGAACAGAUUGCCAAAGAAGAACAGAGGAAAGCCUGGAAACUGCAAGGUGUCGGUGAGAAAUACUCAACGUGGGAACCUACGAAGCGAGAGCUGGACUUACUACGGCACAAUCCAAAGCGGAGAAAAAUGACUACAAACUGCACCAUAGGUUUACGGGGGUUGAUUAACCUGGGCAACACGUGCUUCAUGAACUGCAUCGUCCAGGCCCUCACACACACGCCCCUGCUGCGAGACUUCUUCCUGUCGGACAGACACAAGUGCGAGAUGCAGUCCAACUCCUGUCUGGUGUGUGAGAUGUCCCAGCUCUUUCAGGAGUUCUACUCGGGCCACCGUUCACCCCACAUUCCCUUCCGGCUGCUGCACCUGGUGUGGACUCACGCGCGCCACCUAGCGGGCUACGAGCAGCAGGACGCCCACGAGUUCCUCAUCGCAGCGUUGGAUGUGCUACACAGGCACUGCAAAGGGGACACAACCAGAGACGACAAUGGGAAGAAGGCCAACAAUCCGAACCACUGUAACUGCAUCAUAGACCAAAUAUUCACCGGCGGCCUCCAAUCAGACGUCACCUGUCAAGUCUGCCACGGCGUGUCCACCACCAUAGACCCGUUCUGGGACAUCAGUUUGGAUCUGCCGGGCUCGUCCACUCCCUUCUGGCCCCUCAGUCCCGGGGGAGACGGGGGCACCGUCAACGGGGAGAGCCACCUCUCAGGGGCCACCACGCUCACAGACUGUCUACGCAGGUUCACUCGGCCCGAGCAUCUAGGAAGCAGUGCCAAAAUCAAAUGCGGCGGUUGCCAUAGUUACCAGGAGUCCACCAAACAGCUGACGAUGAAGAAGCUCCCCAUCGUGGCGUGUUUCCAUCUCAAACGGUUUGAACAUUCGGCCAAGCUGAGGAGGAAGAUCACCACGUACGUCUCCUUCCCCCUGGAGCUGGACAUGACGCCUUUCAUGGCAUCCAGUAAAGAGAGCAGAAUGAACGGCCAGUAUCAACAGACGGUAGAUGUAUUAAACAACGACAAUAAGUAUGCCCUGUUUGCCGUGGUGAACCACCAGGGCACCCUAGAGAGUGGCCACUACACCAGCUUCAUACGCCAGCACAAGGACCAGUGGUUCAAAUGUGACGACGCCAUCAUCACCAAGGCCAGCAUCAAGGACGUGCUGGACAGUGAAGGGUAUCUGUUAUUCUAUCACAAGCAGUUCCUUGAAUACGAGUAGCCUUACCUAGGUAACCGCUGACCUGCGGAGAACCAACCAACCCAAUGCUCAAAGAGAUGAGGAACCAACCAAUGACUGGGGAAUAGAGGACAACCACAAACACACAAACCUACCUGAAACUCUGAAUACACCCGUCACUACCAACCACUCACCCAGCCCCUUGGACAAUGACUAUAGUGAAUCGUGAAAUCAUGCAAAACUUUUCUUCAAAAACAACAUCACUGAGCUACUACUUGACACAACUGAAGGGAGCAGAAAGACUGGAAUCUUGGCCAAAGCAGGCCUGGAGAUGGAGGGCAGAGCCCUCCCCUUGCUCGCCCCACCCCUUUUCUGACAAAGGGGUGGUUCCUGGGGAGAAAGAACCCUCCUCUAUUCACCCCUUUCCCUUCUCUGUUAAACAGGUGGAACCUGAGUGAGAAUGAUAGACAGUUAUGAGGAGGAACAAACGGCACCUCUGGCCUACAAACUACAGUAUUCUAUUGCCUGUUUAUUUUCCCCAUGGUGCUCUCGUUUCAACUGACCAAGCAUUUACCAGACAGAAUCACUAGGGAAGAGACUGUCGAUGUCUUCAUAUGCAUACAGAACUGAAUGCAAAAAAACAUAUAUAUAUAUAUUUUGUUUGUGGAUGUAGUGUAUAUAUAUACUGCAUCCUCAAACAAAAGUAUGGUAUUAUUAAAAAAGCUUGCAGAAAUGUUUUCUCAAAAAAAAUUUAUGAUUGUUAUUAUUUGUUAAAUAAUUUCAGGAAUAUGGUAUGAUGCCUAGUACAUACAUUUUUUUACAAGUGUGGAAGUGAGGGACCUAACAUCUCUGGCACGAGACGCCAUCCAUGCUAGUUUUCUUUAGAAGCGCAGCCUUGGAAACCAAUGGGAAAAACUGACUUGGAAUAAACUGGAUAAAGCUUUUAUUUUGAAAUGUUUCGGUUUAGGGCAGGGAAUAUCAUAUAUUUUUUAAUUCAUUCAUUUAAAUCCUUUGUUUACUGUUCAUUUUCUUCCAGUGUCUGCGUUUGUCUCAUGGUUUCUGUUCUGUUGAGGUGCGGUCAUGUCCCUUCUCUGCUGUUACGGUACAUGCUUUGGGCCUGGUAUCCUUUAUUAUGUGAAAAGUGUUGGGUAUAACAAUAAUGAUGGGGGUGAUUUGAAAUUGGCUCACUUCUGCUGUUGCAGCAUGUCUGUUGGGGAUGAGCUGUACUUUUCCUGUGGCAUUAUGAAGUGGAGGCGGAGUACUGAACGCAACAACUCUAAAUCUGUGCACGAAACCCUUUGCCACCCAGUAGGGUGUGGACCCGACAAGCUGUUCCCCGUGUAUUGCUGAGACACGUGCGGUGCUCUGCGUGAUGUGCCGUCUCCUGCACGGACAGGGAGUCGGUUGACAUGAAAAGCUGCGUGCUAACCAAAGCCCACUGCAACACGGGUCUUGGGCAGAACCGCAGCGGCUCGCUGUUUCCCCCAGACCGUGCACUGCUUUAGGUUCUGCCCGGAUGUUCUCCACGCUGGCCGGGGUUUAUUCUGCCAUUUUGGACACACGGCGCUCAUUCUUUAAGUCCCUUUGGGCAAUAAUACCUCAUCUCGUACAGCUCCUCUCUAUUCCGAGACGCUCCAUUGGUGUUUGUACUGUACUGGUGUUGGGGGUGGGGGGUGGGAGGAAAAGGUGGCGAUGCAGAAGGUUGCACGUACACACGGCGCCCUCGCUGCUUUUGAAUCAGUGUUAACUUAAUAUCCAUGGCAACAGCAACACUGCUUGUUCAGUCAGACUGGGGUUGUGUUCAUCAGGCGCCAAACGGAAGCAAAGCCGACUCUUACAGGGAGGGACUAUUCAGGCUUGUCCCAUGAGAAACGCCUAUGCAUCGUCGGUGGCUAAAAAAAACUGGUCUGUCGCGAGCCCUGAUGAACAUGUCUCGGUGUGGCUUGUGGUAUGUUGUCUGCAGUGCAGGAACACAGUGCUCUAUCUCAAUCAAUAUGCUGUCUGAAUUCUGAAGUUGGAAAAAAUGUUUAAAAAAAAAAACGUUAAAAAAGAGAACACCACCGUGUUGUGGGGUAUUUUAUGUUUGAAUAUUCCUAAUUGUCUGUAUGUAAAGAGAAAAAAAAAGGAAAUGUGUGGUAGAAAUGUCUUCACUCAUGAAAUCAGACGACAGCUCACGGCUGAUCUAUUGCAUAGUAAUGGCACAUUGAUAGUGCAUCACCUUGGGGCUGAUUUAGCUGCUUGGUAAACAAACACAAAAAGUCAAUAUCCUCUGGUCUGCUGCAGAUAGUCUAUUUUUUAACCCUGAGCCAGAGCAGAUGGGGGUAGAAGAACAGAAAUUGCACAUGUUUGAAUGGUCACACCACCAAGGCUUCUGUAUCAGGUGGUUGGCGAGAAAUGGCACCACCCAGAGGACAUUUAAGGACAGCUGAAGGAGGAGGCGGCUGUCAUUGUCUGUUUAAGUGAUUAAACUCUGAACAAAACUG
Messenger RNA from Esox lucius (northern pike), 4380 nucleotides. Its product is annotated as ubiquitin carboxyl-terminal hydrolase 22. The record is from RefSeq and is a predicted model, not a curated record. Gene Ontology annotation, biological process: protein deubiquitination. The transcript has 14 exons. Lineage: Eukaryota; Metazoa; Chordata; Actinopteri; Esociformes; Esocidae. The coding region runs from base 371 to 1939 and encodes 522 amino acids. Gene Ontology annotation, molecular function: cysteine-type deubiquitinase activity; zinc ion binding.